Eutrema salsugineum is the source of this 1493-nucleotide messenger RNA. Its product is annotated as probable protein phosphatase 2C 39. The transcript is spliced from 6 exons. Gene Ontology annotation, molecular function: protein serine/threonine phosphatase activity. NCBI's taxonomy places the organism in Eukaryota, Viridiplantae, Streptophyta, Magnoliopsida, Brassicales, Brassicaceae. The coding region runs from base 204 to 1070 and encodes 288 amino acids. The record is from RefSeq and is a predicted model, not a curated record. Gene Ontology annotation, biological process: protein dephosphorylation. Gene Ontology annotation, cellular component: cytosol; nucleus.
CGCGAAGACGUCAGCCAUUGCCGCAAACAAAGCGGCGGUGGAAGCUGACAUGAAACAGUGGCGUUCGUGUCAUCUUCCCCUCCUCUCUCACUCCUUCUCUCUUACGCUCGCGGAAGAAGAUAUUUUCAUUUGCAUUUUCGCCUGUUUCUUUAUUAAUAUUUCAUAUCCACACAUAUAUAUAAUCCUCUUUUCAUCUUCGAGCCAUGACCGGCAAGGAAAUUCUCCACAAGAUGAAGGAAUCCGUCAAGGAGAAAGUUGGGCUUGUUGCGUCCGCUUCUGCAGAUUCAGGGAAAGGUAAGAGCAAGAUGUCGAAGCAGAUCACACAUGGUUUUCACUUGGUGAAAGGGAAAGCUUUUCACGAGAUGGAGGAUUAUGUGGUUGCCAAAUUCAAGGAAGUUGAUGACAAUGAGCUUGGCCUGUUUGCUAUCUUCGAUGGCCAUCUUAGCCACGAGAUUCCCGACUACUUGUGCUCCCAUUUGUUUGAGAACAUCUUGAAAGAGCCGAAUUUCUGGCAAGAGCCUGAGAUAGCGAUAAAGAAAGCUUACUAUAUAACGGAUUCGAAGAUUCUGGAUAAGGCGUCUGAUUUGGGGAAAGGAGGCUCGACUGCUGUGACUGCGAUAUUAAUUAAUUGCCAGAAGUUGGUGGUUGCUAAUGUUGGAGACUCGAGAGCUGUUAUUUGCAAAGAUGGUGUUGCGAAGCAACUCUCUGUUGAUCACGAGCCAAACAUGGAGAAAGAUGAAAUAGAGAACAGAGGCGGAUUCGUUUCAAACUUUCCUGGGGACGUUCCUCGAGUUGAUGGUCAACUGGCUGUGGCAAGAGCAUUUGGUGAUAAGAGUAUAAAGAUGCAUUUGAGUUCGGAACCAUAUGUUACGGUGGAGAUAAUUGGCGAUGAUGCAGACUUUCUGAUCCUAGCAAGUGAUGGACUUUGGAAGGUGAUGUCGAACCAAGAGGCUGUUGACUCGAUUAAGGGAAUAAAAGAUGCAAAGUCUGCAGCUAAGCAUCUCUCAGAGGAGGCUGUUGCAAGGAAAAGCUCAGAUGAUAUCUCAGUGGUCGUCGUGAAAUUUCAGUAACCUAUGUUUACGGGAGAAGAAGAGACCUCUGCAGAUUCCAUUGAUCAUAAGUCUUACUGGUCACUGAAACGAGUAAUGAGUCUUUGAGUUUGGACCAGCUAAAGAAUCAGAACAUGAUAUAUACAAGUUUCCUCUGUAAGAUGCAAUCAUCAGUGCUUCUAUUUACUCUUUUCUUUUUCUUUUCAACUGUGUGAUUUCUUAUUUGUCUGUUUCUUUCUGGGAAUAAAAAUUAACACUGGAGCUUUCUUUGCUUCGCUUUUUUUUUUCUUUUUAAAUUAUUUAUACAUUACAGCAAUGUAAGAAAGAGAAAUAGUUAGAAGUAGUGGGUAGUGAAAUAGACAGGACAUAAAAGGUUUCACAUGCCAAACUGUACUCAUGUCUUGAAUCUAUCAUCUACGACUUAAGCUUUUGGGGUUUUGCAAA